Molecule: messenger RNA, 1278 nt
Organism: Solenopsis invicta (red fire ant)
Lineage: Eukaryota; Metazoa; Arthropoda; Insecta; Hymenoptera; Formicidae
Product: BLOC-1-related complex subunit 8 homolog
Exons: 2
Coding region: 483-923 (146 amino acids)
Cellular component (GO): BORC complex
Source: RefSeq, a predicted model, not a curated record
GUGCAGGUGUAAAAUGAGUUGCUGUACCAAUUAACAAUCAGCUGAUCGUGACAGGCGUCCGAUGGCCGAUUGUUGCGCGCAGUGAACAGCAGUGAAUAGUAAUGAAAGAAUACAAAUGAUCCUGUCGCUUUGAUCUCAGACAUUUAUUCGAAUUUGGAAGAAUCUUAGGAAGAGAAAGGUAAGAGAAACGGAAGACUGCAGCUGGAAAGGAACGGAUGUCCAUUUUAGAGGAGCAAACGCGACGAUGCGAUGACAUUUCGUUGAACGCGUGUCAAGGACUGCGUGAUUAGAGCUAUUGUUUACAUCUUGAGAUGUCGAAUUGACACAAUAUACUAACGUUUAAAACUGUGGGAACGUGAUAAUCUAAGCGAUGGCAGCGAAAGUGUAUCAACCUGAUCAGGAGCUGGAAACGAAAGUCAAGAAAGAAGGCAAAAACGCAAUGAAAGCUCGUUGUUGCAGCGACGGAGCGCAUAUCGGAAAACAUGCACAUCGUCGCGAACGAGCCGUCGCUCGCGUUCUAUAGGCUGCAGGAGCAUGUGAGGAAAGCGCUGCCGCCGAUGGUAGAAAAACGCGUGGAGGUGUUGGCGCUGCAGCAGCAGCUGCUGGGCAGGUGCUACGACGUCGAGUACGCGGUUAGCGCCAUCCGAACCAUGCAUGGCGCCGGAAAGAGCUUCGAGAAUACUCUGGAGUUCAUCAAGAACGCCAUAUUCUUCAAGCAGCAGCUCAAGUACGAGGAGCAGAGGCGGCACAAAAAGGAAGGCAGUAGGGACUCGGUCUACAAGAGGCUGUCGGCGCACAUCCCGACCCUGGAUCAUCUGCCGGACGAGAUAUCCGAUGUGGUGCGGGAAACGGCGAACCGCGUCGAGUCGAUGAUGAAUCGGCACUCGGGCGAGGCGCAACACAAGGCCGCUCACAAGGAUUAGAGAAAUAGGGGGAAGGACUCAAUUUUCUGUGAUAAUAACUCGCUUAUCCACGAGUUUUAUAUGUGUAGAUUACGACGCCGCACACAAUACUGUUGAUACAAUAAAUGAUGCCGUAAAUAUUAUUUCUAUUCCUGUUGUCACAAGCAAUCGUAUCAGUUCUAUCUGCAGGUGUACGAUGUGCCUCUAUCUUUAUGGCUAAAAUUCAACAUUGAGCGUUUAUGUAUAAAAUAUAAAUAAUCUACAUUACGUGUAUACCAUGUCAACUAAGUUAAACAUAUCAUCAAUGUAGAGAUGUAUGUAUAACAAUCAUUGAAUUUUCAAAUUUUAUCACAAAUAGUGGAGAUUAUAUUUCUAA